UUCAGUUUAUAUAAAUUAUUGGACUGUCAUGGAUAGGGAAUUAACAAUGUUCAUUCAUUGCAACAUAGAAAAAAUUAUUUUCAAAUAAAAAAUACACUUGCAUGACCCUGUAUUUUUUUUAUGAUUUUUUUUUCUUACCAAGUACGUGGUAGAAUCAGUCGGCCCUACGGAAAUAGACAAUAGUCAAGAUCAUUGAACUAAGAUUGCAAGAAUAUUCAAAAGAAGGCCUAUGAUUUUUAUUCUUUAAAAAACAGGCUUUUGGAAAUUAUUUGAGAAAACAUAAUGAGACAAAAGGGCAAUUUCUUCACCGGCUACAUAGAAUAAGAUUAUGUUAUUACAGAAAAUGAUAAAGAUCGACAGAAAAAGAAAGAUCAAAACCAGGGUUUCGUAGGAGGUCAACCAUUUGUUGGUUUUGGAUUCCAGGUGGUCAUAGAUUUGGCUGUUUCUUCAUGUCAAAAGGUAUGGCUUUCAAUAUAUGCAUGCCAAAAAGCCACGCCUCUCCUUAUCUCUCCUGUCCCUUCCUCUCUAUUUCUUUCACAUUCUUUUUUCCACGCAUGGCGUGGCUAUAAUAAAUGCACCUGGCCACCGCAGUGCUUUUGGUGUUGCUUUUUCUUCCAAAUUGAAAGUUCUUUACGGCAAUAAUGAAUGACAAGUACCGAACAAUGAAUUGAAGAGAAAGGGUCAAUGUUUUCCUUUUAUAAAUAGAUAUAUACAAGGGAUGUCGAAAGCAAGCUUUCCACAUUCGCCAAGUUGCUUUCAAUUGUUGUUAACUUUAUCGCUUGUUGUUUUCCAAUAUUGAAGUUUCUUAAAGUCUGGUUUUGCUUGUAACACUAAACUGUUGUGUUUAUGUUCUUUUGCCAAAACCCAAACGGGAAAACAUGAAGUUUGGGAAGGAAUUUGCAUCUCAAAUGGUGCCGGAAUGGCAAGAAGCAUACAUGGAUUAUGGUUACCUGAAGACUAUUUUGAAAGAAAUCCAUCUUUUCAAGCAAAAGACCAGACCACCAACCACCCCACGUGGCCUAAGACGAAAGCUGACAUUGUACAGAGCUUUCAGUGGCCUGACCCAAAGACGUAACCAGCCCAUCAGUCCAUCUUCACCAGAUAUCGAAGAUCAACCCAUUUUGGUGAAUUCUGUCAACCGGGAUGGUUCCCAAAGUUAUCAAACAACUUUCCUUAUGCAAGCAGACGAUGGAGGAGAAUACGAGUCGGUCUUCUUUAGAAGGCUUGAUGAUGAGUUCAAUAAGGUGGAUAAGUUUUACAAGAUGAAGGUGGAAGAGGUGAUGAAGGAGGCUGAGAUCUUGAACAAGCAAAUGGAUGCUUUAAUUGCUUUUAGAAUUAAAGUGGAGAAUCCUCAAGGAUGGUCAUGGCAAGACAGGUCAGGUGACAUGACCCGUCUUGCCUCAGAUGUUGCAGCCUCUACAGCUGCAUUGGCUGCUUCUACUCCAGCUGGUGCUAGAGCAAGCAGAAGAGUUGAUCGCAUGGAGGUUAUAGAAGAGGGGCCAAGCAUCCAUGAGGAAUCAGAUGAGGAUAAAGAAGACAAAGAGAGCAAAGAUAUGAAGGAGAAUAUUAUUCAAGUUCAAAGGCCAGAGGUCAAAAACCUUAAUGACCGUAGACCAGCUCCGUUACAAAUACUAAACCGUGUUAAAAUGAACAACACCUUGGAGACCCCUCGAUCAACCAUUAAAGGUUUUCUAAACGUCCCUAAGCAGACUGAGCUGAAGUUUAAUAGGGAAAAUCUGAAGAAAGUUGAAGACCAACUUAAGCGAGCUUUUGUUGAAUUCUACCAAAAACUUCGCCUUCUUAAGAGUUUUAGCUUCUUAAAUACAUUGGCCUUCUCAAAAAUCAUGAAGAAAUAUGACAAGAUCACUUCAAGGAACGCUGCGAAAUCUUACAUGAAAAUGGUAGAUAAUUCUUAUCUAGGUAGCUCCGAAGAGGCUACCAAACUCAUGGAGAGAGUUGAAGCUACAUUCAUCAAGCAUUUUGCAAACUCAAACCGUAGCAAAGGAAUGAAUGUUUUAAGACCGAAAGCUAGGAAACAAAGACAUAGAAUAACGUUUUCUACUGGUUUCUUUGCCGGAUGCACAUUUGCUCUCAUAGUAGCACUUAUUUUGAUUAUUCGUGCCCGAAAUAUCAUGGGUCAGGAAGGAAGGACCCAGUACAUGGAAACCAUGUUCCCUCUUUACAGCUUAUUUGGAUUCAUUGUUCUACAUAUGGUUAUGUAUGCUGCCAAUGUAUACUUAUGGAGGCGGUAUCGAAUUAAUUAUGCCUUCAUAUUUGGUUUCAAGCAAGGAACGGAACUAGGCUACAGAGAAGUGCUCCUUGUAAGUUUUGGUCUUGCAGCAUCGGCACUAGCAAGUGUGCUCUCAAAUCUUGAUAUGGAGAUGGAUCCCAAAACAAAGGAUUAUGAAGCAUUCACUGAAAUUAUCCCUUUGAUCUUGGUGGUGCUUGUGUUUAUUAUACUGUUCUUGCCAUUCAACAUCUUAUAUCGAUCCAGUCGUUUCUUCUUCCUCACAUGUUUGUUCCAUUGUAUCUGUGCCCCUCUCUACAAGGUCACACUCCCAGAUUUCUUCCUGGCAGAUCAGUUAACUAGUCAGGUGCAAGCAUUUAGAAGCCUUGAGUUUUACGUUUGCUACUAUGGUUGGGGAGACUUUAGACACAGACGAAACAGUUGCAAAACCAACGAUGUAUUCAACACUUUUAGCUUCAUUAUUGCUGUGAUUCCAUAUUGGUGUCGCCUCCUUCAGUGCCUACGUCGAUUGUUUGAAGAGAGAGACCCCUUGCAAGGAUAUAAUGGGCUGAAAUAUUUCAUCACAAUCGUAGCCCUUUGUUUAAGAACUGCUUACAGUCUUAACAAGGGGAUAGGUUGGAAAGUAUUAGCUGUCAUUUUCUCAGUUGCUGCUGCUAUUUUUGGUACUUACUGGGACCUUGUCUUUGACUGGGGACUUCUGCAUCGGCAUUCUAAGAACAGAUGGUUGAGAGACAAACUCCUUAUCCCUCAAAAAAGUGUAUACUUUGGUGCCAUGGUCCUCGAUGUUCUGCUGAGAUUUGCGUGGUUGCAAACAGUGUUCAAUUUCAAUUUGUUUGAUUUGCAUAGACAAGCCUUGAUCACCAUAGUCGCCAGCCUUGAGAUCAUCCGGCGUGGCAUGUGGAAUUUCUUCAGGUUAGAAAACGAGCAUUUGAACAACGUGGGAAAGUACCGUGCAUUCAAGUCAGUGCCAUUACCUUUCAACUAUGAUGAAGAUGAAGACAAAGAUGAAUAGGUUGUUCAAGUUCAACAAAGUAAAAGAAAUGUGUGAAACUCAAACAGGAAGCAGCAGUAAAAAACUUGUUGUAACUAAUUAUCAUUUGAUUCUUUCUCCUUGUAGAUCCUGUCCUACACUUUUUGGGGGUGCCAUUAGAAGAUUGAUUAAUCAAAUUAGUGAUUCACUUUCCUCUUUGCUUCCUCAGCUUUAAACAUCUAAUAAAAAUGUCACCAGGGAAGUUAACACAGGAAUAAAACCUGAUUGCUUGAAUAUACAAAACGACUGAGAUCGAUUGAAUAAUAGCCAACUUUUUUUGA
Molecule: messenger RNA, 3559 nt
Organism: Durio zibethinus
Lineage: Eukaryota; Viridiplantae; Streptophyta; Magnoliopsida; Malvales; Malvaceae
Product: phosphate transporter PHO1 homolog 3-like
Biological process (GO): phosphate ion transport; cellular response to phosphate starvation
Cellular component (GO): Golgi apparatus; trans-Golgi network; cytoplasm
Molecular function (GO): phosphate transmembrane transporter activity; inositol hexakisphosphate binding
Source: RefSeq, a predicted model, not a curated record